Molecule: messenger RNA, 1515 nt
Organism: Purpureocillium lilacinum
Lineage: Eukaryota; Fungi; Ascomycota; Sordariomycetes; Hypocreales; Ophiocordycipitaceae
Biological process (GO): transmembrane transport
Cellular component (GO): plasma membrane
Molecular function (GO): transmembrane transporter activity
Source: RefSeq, a predicted model, not a curated record
AUGGCAAACCACCGCACCUGGCGUCUGGUGUUUACUCUCCGGCCCAUCACGAAAGAAUGUCGACAACACUCGUACGAAGGAUCAGGUUCCGCCGAGUCCCCAUACUUGGUGCAAUGGCGCGCAGACGAUCCGUUUGACCCGCGGCAGUUCUCCCGCGGCAACAAAUGGCUCUUCAUUGUCAUUCUUUCGCUCGCGACCCUGUCCGUAGCGCUUGCAUCGUCGGCAUACACCGGCGGCGUCUCGCAGCUAGUGGACGAGUACCACGUCUCGGCCACGACGGCCCUCCUCGGCGUGUCUCUCUUUGUCGUCUGCUUCGCCAUCGGGCCGCUGCUUUGGGCGUCGGUGAGCGAAAUCUUUGGCCGGCAGCCGACCUUUUUCAUUUCCUUUGGCGCGUUUACCGUUGCCAACAUCGGCGCGGCUUGCUCCCGCAGCUUUGCGGGCCUUCUCGUCUGUCGCUUCCUGGCUGGGGCGUUUGGCUCCUCGUCCCUGGUGCACACGGGGGCUGUGCUCGCGGACUUGUUUGACGUGGAGGACCGCGCUGCUCCGUUGGGAAUAUUCACGGCGUCGCUGUUCUUUGGCCCUACGCUUGGGCCCAUCACGGGAAGCUUCCUCGGGAUGGCCUACGGUUGGAGGGGAAUUGAGUGGUUUCUCGCCAUCAUGUCCGGAUCGUUGUGGCUCGUGGGCAGUCUCAUCAUUCCAGAGACGUACUCGCCCGUUCUCCUCCGCAGACGAGCGCAGGCCUUGUCGAGGCUGGACGGCAUGGUAUACCGGAGCAAGGCCGAGAAGCCCGACACGUCGUACGCUUCCAUUGUCAAGACGGCUUGUGUGCGGCCAUGGCUGCUCCUCGUCGUGGAGCCCGUCGUCUUUCUGCUCUCGGCCUAUCUCGCCAUCGAAUACGGCAUCCUCUACCUACUGUUUGCUGCAUUCCCAAUCGUGUACCGCGACCAGCGCGGGUGGUCCGCCGGCGUCGCGACUCUGCCGUUCCUAGCCGUGCUGGUCGGGAUGCUCUUCGGCGUCGCGUACUGCAACGUGCACGACAGGCUACGCGCCAGGAGAAACAAGGACGGUACCAAGCGGGCGUUCGCGCCGGAGCAGAGACUCCAGCCCGCGACGGUGGGCGCAGUGGCCAUACCCAUAGGGCUGUUCCUCUUCGCAUGGACAAAUGCGCCGACGGUGCACUUCAUGCCCAGCGCAGUGGGUGCCGCGUUCUUUGGCUUCGGACUGGUCAACAUCUUCAUCAGCACGAGCAGCUACCUCAUCGACAGCUACUCGGUGUUUGCGGCGUCGAGCCUGGCGGCUGCGUCGGUGCUGCGGUCCGUCUUGGGGGCCGUGUUUCCCUUGUUCACGCCGGCCAUGUACGACGCGCUGGGCAUACACUGGGCCUCGUCGAUUCCGGCAUUUCUAUCGCUGGCGUGCAUCCCGAUACCGUUUCUUCUGGUGCGGUGCGGGCCGUGGCUGCGGUCGCGGUGCAAGUACAUGGUCCUGGCGGCGGAGACGGCGGCGCAGCUGCGAUGA